UUGCAUGUCCCCAACUGUUUAGGUUUUGAUGAAGAAGAAGCAAGCGUCUCCCUCCGCCAUGAUAUCACCACGGCGUCGCAAAGCCUCGGAGGAGGAUCGUCAAACCAUCCGUCGCCGACGCAGCUCACGACUCAGCGCUGACGAAUUAUUAUCGAACAUCACAAUCGAUCUCGUCAUCGAGAUAUUCUCGAGGCUGCCGCUCAAGUCCAUCGCGAGGUGCCGUUGCGUAUCGAAGCAAUGGGCCUCCGCACUACGCCGUCCUGAUUUCACGGAGUUGUUCUUCACCAAAUCUUCGGCUCGCCCUCAGCUAUUGUUUGCCCGAGAAAAAGAGAAAGAUGUGCGCUUCUUCACCGCACUUCAGCCUCAAAAUUUGGGUGAGAAUGUGUCUAUUAUGGCCGCCGAUCAUCAUGUGAGUUUCCCCGAUAGGCACCUUUAUCAUAUAUCUUGUCUUCUCAAUGGCCUUGUUUGUAUAAGGGAUGAACGGUUCUUCAAGAGAAGUACAGCCCUAGAACUUGUGUUGGUGAUAUAUAAUCUUAGCACGAGACAAUCCUUCACUCUACCUAAAAUAAAGACGGGCAGUUCGGUGGUGUUGAGAAGCUUUUUAGGGUAUGACCCCAUUGAAAAGCAACACAAGGUGUUGGCUGUGAUUGAUAAGCAGCAUCGUGUUCUCACAUUAGGAACUGGGAACCUGACAUGGAGAGUGGCUGAAUGUGGCAUACCACAUUUUUCUUCGAGGCCAGACUCUGUUUGCAUCAAUGGUGUUUUGUAUUACGCUGCUGGUGUUUCCGUUGGUAAAAUGAUAGCUUGCUUUGAUGUCAGAUCUGAAAAGUACAGUUUUGUUAAAUUAAUGGAAAGAGAGAUGUUUCCUGCAACUCUGAUAAACUUCCAAGGUAAAUUGGCUUCAGUAAGGUCGUCAAUUCUUAGUGAAAAAAGUACAGGUUUUAAUAUGUGGAUUCUAGAAGACCUUGAGAAACACGAAUGGUCCAAACGUAUUUUCAAUUUACCUCCUACGUGGAAGAAGGAAGUAGCUGGAGAGAAGUACUUAUACUUUGUUGGGGUGACUGCUACAAAUGAAUUUGUUUUUGCGCCGCUCUAUCCAUCCGAUCCUUUCCAUGUGUACUACUACAAGUUCGUCAAGGAAGCUGUAAAAAGAGUUGAAAUACAGGGAAUGGGAACUUUUGAGUUCGUUCGCAUAUUUCUGAACCAUGUUGAGGACGUGAAGCUUAUGGAAUGAUUUUAGGACUUUGUAGCGCAUGCUGGCUGGCUCUUAAGUUCUUGUCUUUGUAGAUCAUGUGGUCUUAAUUAGAACCCUCAUCUUUCAACUGCUUUUGUGUUUUUUUUUGCUAUAAUUUUCAGUUAUCGGAAUGAAUAUUCUCUGUUGU
Molecule: messenger RNA, 1382 nt
Organism: Raphanus sativus (radish)
Lineage: Eukaryota; Viridiplantae; Streptophyta; Magnoliopsida; Brassicales; Brassicaceae
Product: F-box protein DOR-like
Exons: 1
Coding region: 29-1234 (401 amino acids)
Molecular function (GO): protein binding
Source: RefSeq, a predicted model, not a curated record